Molecule: messenger RNA, 1274 nt
Organism: Stereum hirsutum FP-91666 SS1
Lineage: Eukaryota; Fungi; Basidiomycota; Agaricomycetes; Russulales; Stereaceae
Exons: 22
Coding region: 58-1089 (343 amino acids)
Source: RefSeq, a predicted model, not a curated record
AUGUCGCAGAUUGAGGAUAGCGUGAAAGGCUCUCUAGGUGUCUUGUUAUUGGGAGGCAUGGCUGCUACUGCUCUUUCCGGGGUUUCGGCCAUUUUAACCUUUCUUUAUUUCCGCCUGUAUUCUGACGACCCUUGGCAUCGAAAGGCUAUGGUUCUAUGGCUCUGGGCUCUGGAUGCAACCCAUACAUGUCUCAUCAGCGCAUCUAACUGGAGGAACCUUAUUCUAUACUUUGGGGACGAGGAUGUAGUGGAUUAUAUUCCAACGACGACAUCAUUGACUAUUCUCUUCACGUGUUUCUCAAGCUUGACAGCACACAUUUUCUACGCAUCGAUGCUCUGGAGAUUGGGUCGAAGACUACCAAGCAAAAGAGCGUGGUUGCCUGUGCCACUGGUCCUCCUUGCUCUUUUGCGAUUUUCUCUUGGUAUAAAUUCGACUAUACGCACUCUACAGUUGAAGAGCUGGACGCACUUCAUCCACCGCUACAGCUGGUCAAUGAACACGUCAUACUCUGCCUCAGCAGCCAUCGACAUAUACAUAUCGACGAUGUUGUGUCUGCUGUUGCAGCAUGAAAAGUCGUCUACCAAUUUGUCUGCUGCGAAAGGAAUAUUGGACAAGAUCACACUAUAUACUGUCAAUAACGGAUUGAUUACCUGUACUGUAGCCCUGAUGUCCUUGAUUAGUUGGUUUGCGUUCAGAGGGACGUUGGUCUUUCUCGGGACACACUUCCUUAUUGGAAAGUUGUACACUUGCGGAGUCUUGUCUACGCUUGUCAUGCGUCGAUUCUUACGUGAAGAGUACUACAGUAAUACAAUUCUCAGUGCAAGCCGGUCUCCGAUAUCUCCUCGUAGCGUUCAAUUUACAUCCCCAAGAUCUCCCAGGACGCCAGGAAGCGAUGUGUUGCUCACACCACCGAAUAGCGCGCGGACAUUUUUCCCAAACGAUGUCAGUGGCGCAGGCGACCGGACCACGAAGUACGGUGCCGAGUCGAAACUCAGCCGGAUCGCCGUCCAAGGCUCUGACUAUUACGACAUUGAAGAGGAAACAACGACGGGUACCACUGUAGUGUAUACGGUGUCCAGGGAGGAUUAACGUGUGGGUCUAUGACUUCAUUUGCAGCUCGCUAUACUUAAUUUUUAUCCCUUUCGACGUCACCUUAGCAGUUCUCAUACUGUUUCUUGAGUUAUUUUUUCAGACGUGAACGUACCGUCUAUACUUUUGCUCGAUGACGGGACUCCGGGUUUGUUAUAAUUAUCCGUUUGGUCGCCCUCCUUUAC